GACGGACCAGUAGGAGGAGCGGCAGCGGCGGCAGCCGGAGCCGGAAGGCGGGGAGGAGCCGUCCGUUGGGCCCGAGGCGGCGGCGGCGGCGGCCGGGGCGAACCGCUCUUGUCGCCUCUCGGGGCAGGAGCGGCGGGGCCCGCGCCUCCUCCCCCCGGCGCCGCGGAGGGGGGAGGAGGAAGAUGGAGACCCACAUCUCGUGCUUGUUCCCGGAGCUGCUGGCCAUGAUCUUCGGCUACCUGGACGUCCGGGAUAAGGGGCGCGCGGCGCAGGUGUGCACGGCCUGGCGGGACGCCGCCUACCACAAGUCGGUGUGGCGGGGGGUGGAGGCCAAGCUGCACCUGCGCCGGGCCAACCCGUCGCUGUUCCCCAGCCUGCAGGCCCGGGGUAUCCGCCGUGUGCAGAUCCUGAGCCUCCGCCGCAGCCUCAGCUACGUGAUCCAGGGCAUGGCCAACAUCGAGAGCCUCAACCUAAGCGGCUGCUACAACCUCACUGACAACGGGCUGGGACACGCGUUUGUGCAGGAGAUCGGCUCCCUGCGUGCCCUGAACCUGAGCCUCUGCAAGCAGAUCACCGACAGCAGCCUGGGCCGCAUAGCCCAGUACCUCAAGGGCCUGGAGGUGCUGGAGCUGGGGGGUUGCAGCAACAUCACCAACACCGGCCUCUUGCUCAUCGCCUGGGGUCUGCAGCGCCUCAAGAGCCUUAAUCUCCGCAGCUGCCGCCACCUCUCAGACGUGGGCAUAGGGCACCUGGCUGGCAUGACGCGCAGCGCCGCCGAGGGCUGCCUGGGCCUGGAGCAGCUUACGCUGCAGGACUGCCAGAAGCUCACUGACCUUUCUUUAAAGCACAUCUCCCGGGGGCUAACGGGCCUGAGGCUCCUCAACCUCAGCUUCUGCGGAGGCAUCUCGGACGCGGGCCUCCUGCACCUGUCGCACAUGGGCAGCCUACGCAGCCUUAACCUGCGCUCCUGCGACAACAUCAGUGACACUGGCAUCAUGCAUCUGGCCAUGGGUAGCCUUCGCCUCUCAGGACUGGAUGUGUCGUUCUGUGAUAAGGUGGGGGACCAGAGUCUGGCUUACAUAGCCCAGGGCCUGGACGGCCUCAAGUCCCUUUCCCUCUGCUCCUGCCACAUCAGUGACGAUGGCAUCAACCGCAUGGUGCGGCAAAUGCAUGGGCUGCGCACGCUCAACAUCGGACAGUGUGUGCGCAUCACAGACAAGGGCCUGGAGCUGAUCGCUGAGCACCUUAGCCAGCUCACUGGCAUAGACCUGUAUGGCUGCACCCGAAUCACCAAGCGCGGCCUGGAGCGCAUCACGCAGCUGCCCUGCCUAAAGUCUUUUCCUCUUUUCCAGGGAUUGCUCUGAUUUUGCCUGGUGGAGUUGCCUGUACCAACCCAGAACAUUUGGUACUAUGUAAAGUCGAGUCUUCUGGUUAAGGUGGAAGAGAAAGUAAGCUUGAGAUCUUAACUGUGCAGCACUAGCAUGGGGGUAUGUUGAAUAUCCCCGCAAAUAAAACAGAAGUGCAAUUCCUCCGCUUGCUGUUUGUUAACCCAGAAAAGUGCACGUUCUUUUCUUUAAAAAAGAAGACUUCUGUUUUU
Suricata suricatta (meerkat) is the source of this 1597-nucleotide messenger RNA. RefSeq names its product F-box and leucine rich repeat protein 14 (gene FBXL14). The transcript has 2 exons. NCBI's taxonomy places the organism in Eukaryota, Metazoa, Chordata, Mammalia, Carnivora, Herpestidae. The record is from RefSeq and is a predicted model, not a curated record. Bases 183 to 1364 code for a protein of 393 amino acids. Gene Ontology annotation, molecular function: protein binding. Gene Ontology annotation, cellular component: SCF ubiquitin ligase complex. Gene Ontology annotation, biological process: SCF-dependent proteasomal ubiquitin-dependent protein catabolic process.